GUCCCAGAUGAUCUCCCAAGAGGACUAUGAUGUGAUAGUUGGAGUGGAGCAGCCAGGCCAGAUGCGGGAUAUGCUGCUGACGAGCCACAGGUACCAGGUAGCCCGCACAUUCAUGAACCUCUUGGGACAUAUCAGCAAGGACCAGACCAUCCAGUACAUCCUUACCCUUGUUGAUGACAUCCUGUCGGAGGACAAGGCCAGAGUGGAAAUCUUUAAGGAGUAUGCCCGGAAGCACCGUGAGAGUAUGUGGAGCCCCUUCCUCAACCUUCUGACACGCCCAGACACAUUCAUCAUAAACAUGACUGCUCGUAUCAUUGCAAAGCUGGCCUGCUGGUCCCGUGAGCCCAUGGAUGGCUCUGACUUGACAUUCUACCUCACCUGGCUCAAGGACCAGCUCCGCACUCCUAAUAAUGAGUACAUGCAGUCUGUUGGCCGAUGCCUCCAAAUGAUGCUGCGUGUUGAGGAAUACAGAACCAUCUUCUAUCAACUGGAUGGUGUUGUUACCAUUGUUCAGGUCUUGAGUUCCGGCAAACUCAACUUCCAGAUCCAGUACCAGCUGACCUUCUGUCUGUGGGUUAUGACCUUCAACAAUGCCAUUGCUGAGAAGAUGAACAAGUACAGUGUCAUCCCAACCCUGGCUGACAUCCUGAGUGAGAGUGUCAAGGAGAAGGUGACGCGCAUCACUCUUGCCGUCUUCAGGAACCUCAUUGAGAAGCCUGAGGAUCCCGCCAUUGCUCGGGAAAACUCCAUACAGAUGGUUCAGUGCAAGGUGCUGAAGCAGCUAGAGAUCUUAGCCCAGCGCAAGUUUGAAGAUGAAGACAUCACUGCGGACAUCGAAUUCCUGAAUGAGAAGUUGCAGGCAUCCAUACAGGACCUCAGCUCCUUCGAGGAGUACUGCUCCGAGGUAAAGUCUGGACGCAUGGAGUGGUCACCUGUCCACAAGAGUGAGAAGUUCUGGCGUGAGAAUGCUGGACGUCUUAAUGAGAAGAACUUUGAAUUGCUCAAGAUCCUCAUUAAUCUGCUGGAGACAAGCAAUGAUCCCUUGGUGCUGUCUGUUGCUUGCCAUGAUAUUGGGGAAUACACGAGACACUACAGCCGUGGCAAGAAGGUGCUUGAGCAGUUAGGGGGUAAGCAGUGGGUGAUGCAACACCUAACUCACGCAGACCCUAAUGUUCGCUAUGAAGCUCUUCUUGCAGUUCAGAAGCUAAUGGUUCACAAUUGGGAGUACCUGGGCAAACAACUAGAGAAGGACGCACAACAGAGUACCCCUAGGACGUGAGCAUCAGUUAGCACUGGUCCGUCAGCUGCACAACACCAUGAGCGGACGAUAGCAUGACUGACAUGCUUCCUUCCUUGGUACUGGUCAACAUUCAUGGCUGUAAGAAUGCUUGUUGAUAUGGGUUAAUAUUAUUAUUUUUUUUUUUAUUUUUUUUUUUUGUAUAGUGUCCCUGUUACAACGUGUUGGAUGUAGUUGCUUUGACUUUAAUAUGUUGAAGAGAACUUUUAAGCAGUUGUGGAAUAUUACUUUCAUAUUAUCAUUACAAACAAUAUUUAUUGUUAUUAAAACUAGGGUGAUUUAUAAGUGAAAGAAAAUGAGUUUCUUAUAUUGGACAUUCCAUAAUAUGUUUAAAGUGUUAAACCUUUAUUUUUUAUUUAAUAAAUGUAGGAGUCAAUAACAGAUUCUUGAUGUAUUAUUAGGUCAAAUGUAUUAAUGAAAAUGGUGUAUAGAUUGUAGUAGUACAUGAACAAUUAGAUUGAUAUGUCGUAAUUGUGAUUAAAUUUGAGCCAAUACUCCAAAAUAAUGGUUUAGCUCUCUUUGUUACAUGUGCUAUUGAGGUUGUAUAUACAUAUACAGUUGUGCACAAUGCUGUGUUAAGGGUGUUGUAUAUAAAAAGUUAUUUCUGA
Messenger RNA from Penaeus monodon (black tiger shrimp), 1905 nucleotides. RefSeq names its product V-type proton ATPase subunit H-like (gene VhaSFD). Gene Ontology annotation, molecular function: proton-transporting ATPase activity, rotational mechanism. The record is from RefSeq and is a predicted model, not a curated record. Gene Ontology annotation, cellular component: vacuolar proton-transporting V-type ATPase, V1 domain; lysosomal membrane. Gene Ontology annotation, biological process: proton transmembrane transport. NCBI's taxonomy places the organism in Eukaryota, Metazoa, Arthropoda, Malacostraca, Decapoda, Penaeidae.